Melanotaenia boesemani (Boeseman's rainbowfish) is the source of this 1879-nucleotide messenger RNA. RefSeq lists its product as uncharacterized. Gene Ontology annotation, biological process: response to bacterium. The coding region runs from base 11 to 916 and encodes 301 amino acids. Lineage: Eukaryota; Metazoa; Chordata; Actinopteri; Atheriniformes; Melanotaeniidae. The transcript has 5 exons. The record is from RefSeq and is a predicted model, not a curated record.
UUUGGGGAAAAUGCUGAUCAUAUUUUAUUCACUGCUAAUGCUCAGAGUAGGAUGUUGCACAAAUGAUUUUGAGUUUUUAACAAAGACGGUUAUUGUUGGACAAAACGGAACCCUGACGUGUCCUCUUCAGAAAUCUCUUCUGUACCAAGAAACCCUCUACUGGAUCAGACUUGUUUCUGGGAACUGGCCUGAAUUUCUAGGAGGAACAUUUAACUUUGAUUUUGAAGAUGUUAUAAAGAUACCUCACAUUACAGCAAAACAAGAGAAUGAAACAUUUGUUCUACAUAUCAAUGGAGCUAAGAUCAAUGAUACUGGUCUUUACUACUGUAUUAAAGUCAAACAACUUGACAUGAAGUUUAUUAAAGGAACAUUUCUAAAAGUUGAAGGACCAGAACCAGAUGUCACUGCUGUCACUCAGGAGCCCCUAUAUGAUCAGGUCUAUCCAGGAGACCCAGUCAGUCUGCAGUGUUCAUUCUUCUUUAACCCUGAGAAGAAAACCUGUGCAGCAGAUCACAGUGUGUUCUGGUUCAGAACUAGAUCAGAUGAGUCUCAUCCCAGUUUGAUUUAUCUCCAUGGAAACAACACUGAUAAAUGUGACAGGACACCAGUGACUAACACCACACAGAAAUGCAGCUUCACCAGAAACAUCGCCUCCUCUGAUAGUGAGACUUAUUACUGUGCUGUAGCCUCAUGUGGAGAGAUUUUAUUUGGCAGUGGAACCAAACUCCAAGCACCCAGUCUGUGGGAUUUGAAGGCGGCCAAUAUAGUUCUGUUAUUGUCAGGUGCUGCUUUGACUGCGAGCCUCAUUGUGAUCGCUGUCUUAGUUCAUAGAAUCAGGAGGAAAACUUGUGGCUGUUGCAACGAUGCUGUAACGGCCGGUGGUGAUCAGCAAAUUCGGGUAAAGCGGAAAAGAUAAACAUUUACUAUGACUCAUUCUGCAUGAACCUUCACCAAGAAAAAAGAUGACAGAGCUGAGAGAAGGAAUAUAAACACAGCACUGAACAAGACAGUCUCUGAUGUAAGAGAUUCUGGGAUAAAUUAACAAUAUUGUGAAUCUGCUACUUGAGUGUAGUUUUUUUUUCAUACACUGUAAAAUGUUGUGUUGUGUAUGGCUUUUUUCACCCUUCUGUUUAUUAUGCAUUGAGUAUCAUUGUAGAGACUUCAUGUUCAGCUAUUUAAUCUGAUUGAAGUCAUCACAAAGUUUGUUUUAUUUAGUCUCUUAGGACAAAACAGAUAAUUAUUCAUCAAUUUUCUAGAAUCACUUACAUAUUUGGGAGAAUAGUGUUUUUUGUUGUUCUUUUUUGGGUUACAUUUCUCAAUCUACAGGAUGAAUUAAACAUGAUUUUUUUUUCUCAUUUCUUUGUAUAUGCAGUUAUACAUGUGUUAAUUUCAGUGUAAACUAGAUAAUAAACAAAACAGUAUAUAUAUAUAUAUAAUGAAAUAAUCUUUUCAUAUUUAUCUAGUUAGACAUGAUUUAUUUAUCUAAAAAUAAGUAGUUACUGCUGAGAGUAACUUGCAUUAGAUUACCAGACUGAUGGAUAGAAGGCCCUUUAUGAAACCUGGUCUCACAAAGUAUUUAAUUAAUAGAAUACCAAGUCAGAUUGUGUGUCAUUACGUUCAGUUUGUUUCAUUGCAUAUCAUGCUGAGAAGCAAUGGUAACAUGAGCAAUAGUUUUUCUUUAACCCUAACCAUUUAGAAUGUCACCUUUACAGCCUAAAGGACAAACAAAUAACUAUAAUAAUGUGCCGAAAAGCUGUGCUAUCAAUAGGCAAUGCCAUUAAAACCUGUUUGAUAAAAAUUAAAGGUGUUAAUAAUCGUUUCAUGUCUUAUGCUACAUUAGCUGUCAAAGCAAAAUCUUAUUGACUUCAUAAUAUCUUAG